UGUAUGGCUGAACACACAAAGCGGCAAGAUUUAAAAUAAUAAUAAGUAUCUAUAAUUUAAAAAUGUGGUUGAUAAAUAGAUAUAUUAGAUCUUUAUUAUCUCCUGUUUGGAAUGGACAGAAAUGUAAAAUGGUAAUAGUGGUUCGGUCCGAUAUCCCUAUGGGAAAGGGUAAAGUCGGUGCUCAAUGCGCUCAUGCUGCAUUAGAAUGUUGUCGUCAGACUUUAAAUAAUGAAAAGAAACAACAAAUGUUUCAAUCUUGGUUACAAAUUGGACAGCCAAAAAUUGUUGUUAAAAUACCAAAUGAAGAAGAGUUAUUGACUUUGGCGGAUAAGGCUCAACGCGCUGGUUUAAUUACUGCCAUAAUAAAAGAUGCUGGUAGGACUCAAUUGAAACCUGGUACAGUAACAGUUGUUGGCAUAGGACCAGGAUCUAAUGAAGUUAUUGAUAGCCUUACAUCAAGAUUAAGAUUGUUAUAAAUGUAUCUUGUAAAUAAAAUAAAUUACAUUGUUAAAAAAGGA
Messenger RNA from Nylanderia fulva, 518 nucleotides. RefSeq names its product peptidyl-tRNA hydrolase 2, mitochondrial. Gene Ontology annotation, molecular function: peptidyl-tRNA hydrolase activity. Gene Ontology annotation, cellular component: cytosol. The record is from RefSeq and is a predicted model, not a curated record. Lineage: Eukaryota; Metazoa; Arthropoda; Insecta; Hymenoptera; Formicidae.